CCCUUCAACAGAUAUAAGCGGUUAGAACUCAAUUAAGUAACUUUUUUCUACGCAGGAUAUAAUAGACAACGACAAUGUUGCAGAUUCCAUGUUUUUCUCUUAUAUCAAACAUAAAAGAAGACAGUCAUAAUAAGAGGCAUAUGGAAAAGUACGAAUUUCUAGAAAUUUUAGUUAAAUACGGAAAAUACCAAAAGGUAAACGUAUUAACUAAAAUUUUUAUCUUGAAAUAAAACAUUUUUCUUAUACAAGUACCCUGUAAAUUUCCAUGUUCCAAAAUGAAACUAUUAUUACUCCUCUGGGCAAAUGCAUAGCUUGGCAGCGUCAGUUUAGCUAACAAACAUUUUGAAGUAGUUGGAGUAGGAAGCUUCUAGGACGUUGAAAAGCAUUACUUCUUAAUACACUGGGAUGCAGAGCUCACCUGAAGUGGUUAAAAAAACUUUAAAUUGGCAAGUCAAUCUUUCUGCAUUUCAAUCAUUCACGUCUACGACUCUAAGGACUUGAAGAUACCACAAAGGGAUCAAAGUAAAUUAGGCUUAUGCAAAAACGUUUUCUGUUCAAAAGUUGAUAUAAGGAAAUUGUUUUUUAACUUGUCUUCAAUCCAAAACUCAACCUUCGAAAUGUCACUUUAAUGUUAUUAUAAUUUUAGCAUGUAUUGCUGCGAUUUUCUCCCAUUUGAAAAACCUUUGAAACAAAGAGCUUGAUAUUCCUGUUUGUUAAAUGAGCAAAAAAAACUUGUCUUGUCUUAAAACAAUGUAGGUGCAGUCUUUUGCAUAAUGUAAAUAUUUGUUCUAAAGAGUAAUAAUUGUUGUAAAUAUCAUCAUAUAUAGACCAAUGGGUAUAUUAAUAGGGUUCGGCGAGCUAAAAAAAAAAAAACAACGUACACGCGGACAGUUCAUAACAAAAUAGUUUAUUUGCACGUGUAGUUAUAUAAGAGAAAUGAUUAAAAAGGUUGCGAAAUUUUCAGAUAAAAGGCAUUUAUUUGCAUAUAUUGGCUAAGUGUUUCUUUUAGUUAUGGUAACCACUUAAUGGUAAUUGUCGUGCAUUUUUCUUAUGCUGUUUGAAUUGUGUGUCGGAAUAAAAAACAUUUGAAGAAAUGAACUUCGCUGAUAUUUUUGAAAUACAUUUUGUUAAUUUUCCUUAAUUUCAAAGGUCGACUUGUCAAUGAUCUAAUUAAUUUAUAUAAUUAACUAGUUAAUUCGUCUUAAAUGAAGGAGGGAUGGUUGCAAAGUUCAAACUAAUUAAACUUUUACAUCUAAUGCACAAAAGCGAAAGACAUAAUUCAUUUAUGCAUGGAGUGACAGUUUGAAAAUAUUUUCACAAGGUUUCAACUUUUUCAAACCUGAGACGAUCAAAAUGGACAGAAGACUCGCAUUAUUGUUAACUUUGAAGACAGUGUUUAUUGCUUUGGGUUUGUGGUUUGCGUCCAUUUUAACAAGAGGCUGGUUUGUUGUAACUUUAAAAACAACUAGCAUUCAGCCGACAUCCAUUCUUAAGAAAAUUUUGUCCUUGAACUCGCUUUUAAAUCUCGACAACAUUAUUCCAUCCAAAAGAAUUUCUUUGCCACCUGUUCGUGUAGAACUGGGCAUAUUUCAUUGUACGCUGUGUACGAGUGGUAAUUGCCUUCAUGUCCCCCUCGACAAACUUCCUUCACCAGUAUCUGCCCUGCUGGAGAAACUCCCUAAGUUAUUAGAACUUCAAAUAACGAGUAUAGUUGCCCUAUCAUUAUGUGUCAUUGGCUUUUUACUUCUAAUGUUAAACUGUGGAUCAUCAUCGAAGGUUAAAGCCGGUGGAAUUGUCCUACUUUUGGCUGCUGUAUCUGAAUCCAUCUUGAUUCUCCGAAUGGUUGUAGCAACGGUUCAAGUGGCGUUAGACACUGUGGAAUCCACACUCAGUCUAUUGAACCUAAAGGUCAUAGAAGUUGAAAUUCAGACACCCUUCUCCGUAAUUCUGGCGGGUAUUGGCCUAGUUUUUAUCAUACUGGGUUUGAUUUGCAGUCGUGUUUUAUACUCAAAACUACUAGAACCGUCCACAGAUGGUCUAAAGUCUUCGAUUCCUGCUAUCAAUCUUGUCAUCCAAGAAGAACGCUUUUAAAACUUUUUAAGUAUAAUCUAGUUUCAUUACGUUGUAUUUUGAAAAUGAUGAUUUAAGGGAUGUCUGUAAUUUUUCAUCUUCGCUAAC
Molecule: messenger RNA, 2178 nt
Organism: Saccostrea cuccullata (small rock oyster)
Lineage: Eukaryota; Metazoa; Mollusca; Bivalvia; Ostreida; Ostreidae
Exons: 7
Coding region: 1354-2091 (245 amino acids)
Source: RefSeq, a predicted model, not a curated record